CGGCAGUUGCGUGUGUUUGCAGGCCUACACCAUAGACUGUAUAAAAACAGGCCUACACUCAGCGACUACAGCACUUGGGGAAGAGCAAUGAAUUCAUUAGAACAAGCCGAAGACCUGAAGGCUUUUGAGAGGAGACUGACGGAGUAUGUGUCUUGUUUGCAGCCAGCUACAGGUCGUUGGCGCAUGAUUCUGAUCGUGGUGUCUGUGUGCACAGCCACAGGCGCCUGGAACUGGCUAAUAGAUCCAGACACUCAGAAAGUUUCUUUCUUCUCAUCUUUAUGGAAUCAUCCAUUUUUCACAAUCAGCUGUGUGACUCUGAUUGGCCUUUUCUUUGCUGGAAUACACAAACGAGUUGUCGCACCAUCUAUUAUUGCGGCACGCUGUCGGACAGUACUAGCAGAAUAUAACAUGUCCUGUGAUGAUACGGGGAAACUUAUCCUGAAACCACGGCCUCAUAUCCAAUAGCGCCUUGAAAAGACAGAAGUGGAGAGUAUUUCAUAUCAUCAUAUUAUUCAUCAAGAUUGCACAUAGGCCUCAAUGCCGGGACAUUAUCCAUAAGUGUGUGAAGGUCGACCUCCCAAAUAGGACUCUAACUUCCCUCUGCAAUUUAUGAAGAAGCAAUGGGAGCUCAAACGGAAAUUUUGAAGAAAAACAUUGGUUCUUCUAUUUUUAGAUAACAUCCUUAUAUUUCUGUUGGAAAAUUUGAGUUUUAUUUGAUUGUGGAUUUUGAUAUCCUCAUUUGUAAAGCUGUUGUCCUAUUUUAGAUGCAUACGGUGUAUGUAUUUUUAAGUAAAUUGCUGAACACAUAAUAUUAAAAUGUAGAUAUUUGUUCACAUUAAGCUGACCUUUAUAUAUGUAGGCAACAUUUGUAGAAUGUCAAUGCCUAUGACAUGAUGUGCUGCUUUUUGUUGUUUUUAAAAAGUACUUUUAUGUGACCAAAGGCUGCACUAGAUGUUAAACAUAUAAGGGAAACAGGCAAAUGCAUCUUUAAUGAGUGUCAUGUUUGGCUGAGAUUUUAUUUGCUUUCACUCCAGAGUCAAAGUCUACAAGAAAAUCUUUAAAUGAGCUGUGUUGGCAAUAAUAAAAGGUGUUUGUUGUACAGUGUUUGUUGCUAUUAUUAUUAUUGUCUCUUAACCUGAAAACCAGUUAACAAGACAGAUAAUGUGUCUGCUUAUCAAAUUCCUAUAGCCCAAAUAGUACAGUAUGGUGCUAGCAAUACAAAGGUCAUGGUGGGUUCUGUUUCCAUGCAAUGCAUGUAAUGAUGAAAUGUAUAACUUGAAUGUAAGUCGCUUUGAAUAAAAGUGACUACCAAAUGCAUAAAUGUGAAGGUAUUAUGCCAAAUUUACACUGCAAGUGUGCUCCUAAAGUGUCAUUUUUUUUAGCUGUCUUUACACAGACUAUUGCUGCUCAAAGGUGGUAUAAAUGCAUGUACGCGACAAUUACAACUGUAUAUUUUGAUACUGAGGGCUAAGGUGGGUCUGGCUUUUAGGCAGCAUAUCCGCGAAU
This is a messenger RNA of Sinocyclocheilus anshuiensis, 1506 nucleotides long. It is a transcript of the gene cnep1r1, whose product is annotated as CTD nuclear envelope phosphatase 1 regulatory subunit 1. The coding region runs from base 88 to 465 and encodes 125 amino acids. The record is from RefSeq and is a predicted model, not a curated record. The transcript has 6 exons. Gene Ontology annotation, cellular component: Nem1-Spo7 phosphatase complex; cytoplasm. NCBI's taxonomy places the organism in Eukaryota, Metazoa, Chordata, Actinopteri, Cypriniformes, Cyprinidae.